AUAACAUACACAGUCUAUACACACAAGAAAAAAUUCAUAGCUCAUGGCUAUUAGAAAAACAGUUAUUUUUUGUUUCAUUGUUUGGCAGCUGCCUCUGCUUCUGCUACUAUCAUGUCACCUGAACUUGGCUUCCGCCAUCGGUGGCAAGUGGGAGCUACUAAUGUCCAGCAUUGGCAUUUCCGCCAUGCACAUGCAACUCCUCAACGACGAUAAAGUCGUCAUGUUCGAUCGUACUGACUUUGGUGAAUCCAACAUUUCGUUGCCCAAUGGCAAAUGCCGCAACAACUAUAAUGACCUUGCUUUGAAAGUCGAUUGCACUGCUCACUCUGUCGAAUAUGAUGUGUACACCAAUUCUGUACGUCCCCUCAUGGUCCAGACCAACGUGUGGUGCUCCUCUGGCUCCGCCAUGUCAGACGGUUCUUUGGUUCAAACGGGUGGCUUUAACGAUGGUAUAAAUGUAGUAAGAGUUUUCAAACCGUGCAUUACUGGCAAAAGGAGGGCUUGUGAUUGGCAGGAAAUAGCAAAUGCCCUAAUUCAAUAACAGUAGUGAACAUAUUUUAUAAAAGCCACACACCUGAAAACCCACUUAACUAAGUAAAGUAAAAAGAAAGAAACAAAAUAUUCUCAUUUGGUCUCUCUUUCUUUCACUCAGUCAACUUAAAAGUCAAUUAUAGUGUUGCCGUCGUUACUCUUCCGGUUACCGUCGUUACUUUCCGGUUACCGUCGUUAAAUCUACGCCGUCAUGGAAGGCGGCGAAUUUGAGAAUGGUGAAACUUCAGGGAUCACUAACAAACUUUCCGUUUUAUCUCUCAAUGCUGACGUGGAUUCCGUUGAGAAAUCUCCACAUAGGAUUGCCAUAUACUUCUGUAUCCCAGACUUUUUUAACCAAAGGAAGAAACUCUUUUUGAUCAGUCCAAAAAUUAAGAAAUUUGAAAUAUUUGAUUACCUGUUGGUUGUCGUCGGAGCAAUUGACGAGGAGUAGGUUGUGAUCAGAACCUGUUUUGGAUAAAUGCUCCACAUUGAUAUUUGGGAAUUUAGCACUCCAUUCCUCAUUAUGUAGCAACCUGUCUAAUCUCAUAUGGAUCCUCUCGUCCCCCUCUCCCAUUACACCAUGUAUGGAUAUUACCUACAAAACCAGCAUCAGUCAUACCACAAUCAUCCAUACAAUUUAUAAAAUCAAAACAUGUAUUUAAUCUAAAAGGAACACCCCAUUUCUUUUCCUCGGAUUCCAUUAUAGAGUUAAAAUCCCCUCCUAUGGCCCAUGGGCCAUCGAUGAUGGAAUUUAAAUCUCUUAACUUCUGCCAAAGAUACUUCCUUUUGUUUGCUUUAGAUCUGGCGUAGACAGUUGUUAUCCAGAAAUUAUCAGUGCUUCCCUGCAUGUGUACCUGCAAAGUCACCUGUUGUCUGGUUUUGGAAACUACUGAACAAACAUAGUUAGAAUUCCAAAAAAUCCAAAUUUUACUAUGAGAGUUGGAGAUGGCAUUAUCGAAACCCAUCCUUCUCCUAAACUUCUCUAUUUUGUUACUGUUAUGGAAAGGUUCUUGUAAAGUAAUAAAAU
Lycium barbarum (goji berry) is the source of this 1558-nucleotide messenger RNA. RefSeq names its product aldehyde oxidase GLOX-like. The transcript has a single exon. The record is from RefSeq and is a predicted model, not a curated record. Bases 44 to 541 code for a protein of 165 amino acids. Lineage: Eukaryota; Viridiplantae; Streptophyta; Magnoliopsida; Solanales; Solanaceae.